AUGCCUGCGGCCACAGAUGGCCCGACAGUUUCUCUGUCGUUUGCCAAUAAUUUUUGGGGUAAAGAUGACGCCGGAGUUGGGCCAUUGCUUGAUCGCAUGGCUUCUGCGAAGCAGACCAGCGAUGAGCUUAGAUCUUUUUACAGUGCCCGUGCCUCCAUCGAAGAUGAAUAUGCUCGCAAGCUUAUGUCGCUAAGCAAGAAAUCGUUGGGUACCCACGAAAUGGGAAGCCUAAAAGUUUCACUCGAUACCGUACGAGGAGAAGUCGAAUCCAUGGCGAAGCAACAUGCCAGUAUCGCUGCCCAGAUGAAGACCGAGUUAGAGGAGCCGUUGGCUGCGUUUGCUGGAGGAAUGAAAGAGAGGCGCAAGAUUGUCCAAAAUACGGUAGAGAAACUCCUCAAGGUCAAGAUUCAACAAACGAACAUGGUGAAUAAGACUCGUGAUCGAUAUGAGCAGGACUGUUUAAAAAUUAAAGGUUACCUUGCCCAGGGUCACAUGGUUAUGGGACAAGAAGAAAGGAAAAACAAGGCCAGGCUAGAAAAGACACAGAUCAGCCUUGCCACGACUAACGCCGAAUAUGAGAAUGCUGUUAAGGUUCUCGAAGAGACGACUGCUAGGUGGAAUAGGGAGUGGAAAGCCGCCGCCGACAAAUUCCAAGAUCUCGAAGAGGAGAGAUUAGACUUCACCAAGAGCAGUCUAUGGACUUUCGCCAAUAUCGCCUCCACAGUAUGUGUUAGCGAUGACGCCUCGUGCGAAAAGAUCCGCUUGUCUCUCGAAAAGAUGGAUGUAGAAAAUGAUAUCAUCCACUUCAUUAGCGAGAAGGGAACCGGUCAAGAAAUCCCAGACCCGCCAAAGUAUAUCAACUUCUGCCGCGGGGACGUGGAAGACACUCACUCCGAAGCCUCCGAAGAUGAGCAUUACUCGGUAGCACAAUUUCCACGGAGCAUCAAUCCUGCAUUCCGUACAUCUUCUCCCCAACCAUCUACCUUCGAAUCUCAUCAUGACCCUAAUUCUGCCCUCGCUCGAGAUCUAGCACAUCAUGAGCCACCCGCGCCCUCGAAUAGGGAUUUAAUCAUGCCUCCACAAAAGGCUCAAACCUAUGCCAUAGCUCAGCGUGACAGGCGGCGAGGAAGUGUUAUACAGCCACAGCAGUAUCCUCAAAGCAUCAACCCUGGCUUCCGUGCUCCUUCGCCUCAGCCAUCGACGUAUGAAUCUCAUCAUGAUCCCAACUCGGCACUUGCUCGAGAUCUUCAACGCCGCGACCCUAUUCCUCCUGCUGCGCGGGAGGUACAGCGGAAUGAGCCUCCACCUUCGUUCCCCCGAGACACGCAACGUCGUGAGCCCGAACUCUCUCUAAGUAGAGAGGUUCAGCGCCAUGAACCCAUUCCUUCGUACCCUCGGGAAAUACAACGUCGUGAACCUGAUCUCUCUUUGACAAGAGAGAUUCAACGCCGCGAUCCUAACCCUCCCAUGCCCCGAGACAUGCCACGGGAAGUACCCCGAGAAAUGCCUCGAGAGGUUCCUCGGGAGAUGCCUCGUGAGAUAGCUCGUGAGAUUCCUCAAGAAGCUCCCCGAGAAGCACCUCGCGAAAUACAGCGCCACGAACCCGAGCUUGCUCUCACAAGAGAGAUUCAACGUCGUGACCCUAAUCCCCCUGCUCCUCGAGACGUGCAACGCAAUGAUCCUAGUCCCGCAUUCCUUCGAGAUGUACAACGUCAGGAACCAAGUCCCUCCUUCAGUAGAGAACUUCAGCGUCGCGAUACCAACCCUCCUUCUUCCCAGGAUCCACCACAGAAUGAGCCUCCGCCACCUUCUAGCAGAGAGUCGGUCGUAGCACCACAGGCCACCUCAGGGGCUAUCAUGGCUCCACAAGAUCGUCUGAAAGGAAAUAAUGGGGGACAGCCGUAUGAUGCCUCCCAAUUUGCACCGGUGCCCCACGACCCUUACCCUAUGGAUGGUAUGACAAUGCUGUGCCGAACGGAUGGCAUGAAUUCGGCUACAAGUUCGAAUGUGUCAGCACGGCCAUCAAGUGGUGAUGACAAUAGCGAUUUCUCGAACCCGACAUCUCUCUCUAGUCAAGAACCUCCAAGCGGCAAAGUGUCACCAGUUAAGCAGGAACCCGCAGCGGUAGCACAACCAGAAAAGCAGAUGCAAAAGAAGAAGAGUGGAUUCUUCCAGAACCACAGCCCAUUCCGCAGGAAGAGUAUUAAAGAUGUGAGACCGCCCAAUAGAAAUACUUGGGGACCUACAACUUCCCAGGGUACUCUAAGCACACAAGGGACUGUCAGUUCUCGACGCAAUCAAGCCUUUAAACCACCAGAGCCCCAACCUCCGGUAUCUCAGAACCCGAUUACAGAUAUGGUAGACAAGACAGCGAGUCCCGAACCGAUUGAAGCGAAUGCAAGCUUGGCUCUGAACAUUGGACAGAACGUAUUCCCUGUGGCCAACACCGAUAAGAGGAAGCAAACUAGCGAUACCAAUCCACCUCCGCAAGAGGAGCUGGAUCCGAUUGCUCAAGCUCUAGCGGAGCUAAAGGGUGUUGCUAGUAAUAAACAGGCAGUUGGACGAAUCUCAGCAGAUCACUAUCAUGGCCUCGCCACACCUGUACCCGACAGGUCCCAAGCACCGUCUCGUUCCGUGCCUGCGCCCAGAGAAAACAGCGAUGCGGCCGCUGGUAUGAGAGGUACUCCACCGCCAUCAUAUGAUAUGCAGAUUCAAAGGCUUGGUGUUCCGCCUCCGGCUGUUACGUCUAAAGCAAUGCAGGAGGCGUCACGAAAAUAUGUGGAGCAAACCAGAGACAUGUUUAGUGCGAAGCGUCCUGGAUCUGGAGCAUAUAGUGGGACGCAAUCUUUUAGCAAUACUCCUUCUCGGCCGCCGACUAGAGGUAGCGAGAUGCCCCGUGCAGCAUCGCCAGCGCCUACUAGAAGCGCUUCUCCUCGAUCUGGGAUGUACUCCGAAGCACGUCGGUCGGAGACUCGUCAGAGCCAACGAUCAGUGUCGCCAAAUCCUUAUAGUAGCAGCCGACACCGUAACUCAGCUUCGCCUAGUAUGUAUGGCGGUAACCAGCCGCGGAACUCACCACAGGCAGCAUCCCCAAUCUCAUAUAGCGGAACUCAGCGGCGGGGAAAUUCACCACAGCCAGCAUCAUCAAUUUCUUAUAGCUCAACCCAAAGACGGGGCAACUCGCCACAACCGUCGCCUAUUUCAUACAGUGGAACCCAACGGCGAGGAAAUUCGCCGCAGCCGGCAUCUCCAAUUACCUAUAGUGCAACUCAGCGACGAGGAAACUCGCCUCAGCCAGCGUCCCCAAUCUCGUAUGGUGGUUCUCAGCAACGAAACUCUCCGCAACCCAGCAUGUCGAUAAAGCGCGGCUCGGAGCAAGGAUACUACGGGCAUCAGUCGCCGAGCAAUUCUAUGAGGGCAAGGUCCCCAUCCAUUUACAAUAGCGAUUACAAUCGGCCAACUAGUAGGGCUGAAGAGAUGGCUAUGCAACUUGCACCAGUUGGGGACGGGUCCGUGUACGGAUCGAUGCGUAGCAGAGGAAACGGUAGACCCGGUACAAGUUCCAGCUCGCGCGCCAUGACAUUCUACGACGGACGGGAUCCCGUGGCAGAGAGUUCGAGACAGCGGAGCCAGAGCGUGGCAGAUCCGAGCCGGCAGUACACACCAGAAGGCCGCGCCAUUUUACAUUACGCUCGAGCAUUGUAUAUGUACCAGGCAGCAAUUCCGGAGGAGCUUGGAUUUGCCAAGGGAGACAUCCUCGCUGUCCUCCGACACCAGGACGACGGAUGGUGGGAAGCUGAAAUUCAUUCAGGAGCAGGUGAAUACGUAAAAGCCUCGUAUAGAGCUGCAACAUCUCCAACCGCCAAAAGGACAUAUCUCGGCGCUGUAUUGUUCUUCUCGGCGUCCCUAAUACUCUUAUGCAUUGCUGCUUUAGCCUAUCCCAUUUUCUACUACAGCUACGUGCCUAAGAAGGUUAUAUCUCUUCCUCUGCACCUACAAUAUGACUCUGGCCUAAACCCCUAUGGCGUCACCUCAGUCUCCUCGAAUCUCAUGCUCGAACAGGCCUACGAUAUAUCAGUUGAAUUAACCCUGCCGCGAUCGCCUGUCAACCUAGAAAGGGGCAAUUUCAUGGUCACUCUGUUCGGCAUGAAAACGCAGCCAGAAAACCCGGCAUUCACUUACUAUUUCUCGGGGGAACACCCCUUCUCGCAUGUGAAAGAAGAUACGGUGGUCUUCAUGAGCCGCCGGCCCGCCCUGAUCCCGUACACAGACCCGCUCGUGAAAACAGCGUCGCGAAUCCUAUUUCUGCCUUACUACUUACUAUAUCCCAGCGCGUCGGAGAUGACAACGCUUAGAAUUCCGAUGGGCGAGUUCGUCGAGUUCAGCAAAAUCCUCCCGCUGAGCAUCCUGGUGGAAGUUCAAGCCGGCCAGGAACUCCAGGUGUAUUCGGCUACAGUCACUCUCGUCGCCCGCCUAACGGGUAUUCGCUGGGCCAUGUAUAAUCACCGCAUCAUCUCGUUUCUGGUCUCCACGGCAGUUUUCUGGAUAGCCGAGAUGCUAUCUACAGGACUGGCGUGGCUUAUCUUGAGCUCCUUCGUAUUUAGCCAAGAACCCGAGGGGCCUGGAGAUAAGCAGAAUGCCAGACCUGGAGGUGAUCGUUGGAUGGGACCACCGCCUGGCCGCGCCGCAAUAUUCGACGGCGGAGCGGGAGACUCUCAAAGCGAGGAAGAGGUAGUAAUUAAGAAAGAGGAGGACGAUGAUGACGAUGACGAUGUGGAUAUCAAAGAGGAAACGCCGGGACGAGAAACAUUGGUAGAUCAACCAGCAGACGACGAGGAAGAUGGGGAGGAUGUCUGGAGGGGUGCAGGUGCGGGAACUAGUUCGGGUUAUGAGAAAGGGCGUAGUGGUAUUCGAAGACGAUUAUCGCGAGGAAGUCGAUCUUGA
This is a messenger RNA of Daldinia caldariorum, 4944 nucleotides long. RefSeq lists its product as uncharacterized. Gene Ontology annotation, cellular component: cytoplasmic side of plasma membrane; plasma membrane; cytoplasm. Bases 1 to 4944 code for a protein of 1647 amino acids. Gene Ontology annotation, biological process: lipid storage; cytoskeleton organization. NCBI's taxonomy places the organism in Eukaryota, Fungi, Ascomycota, Sordariomycetes, Xylariales, Hypoxylaceae. The transcript has 7 exons. Gene Ontology annotation, molecular function: phospholipid binding; protein binding. The record is from RefSeq and is a predicted model, not a curated record.